UCAACCGGCGAUACUUCACGAGAUUUUGGCCGUAGCUGUAUUCCUUCUAGCCACAACCCACGUUGUCCGACCAACUCCGACAAACAAAACAGUCCGACAAAUCAGGAAUAGUGGGAGUAACAUCGACGAUUAACGUGAAAAUGGUGAAAAUAUGCUCGUAUGGGACGUGCAACACAGACAGCAGGUACCCAGAAAGCCUGGGCAAUAUACAAUUUUAUCCGUUCCCCAAACCUAUCACGAACCUGGAGAAGUGUAUGAAAUGGAUAGGUUUGUGUGGACGGCCUCACCAUCAACUGAAUGUGGACAAGCUGAGAAACCAUUCUAAAGCCAAACACAUCUAUGUGUGCUCAAAGCACUUCGUUGACGGUCGACCGACACCCGAUAACCCUGAUCCUCUGCCUGCGUUGACAGAUGGCCAAAGCAAACGCGUAAGACGUUCGUCAAAGAUGCGAACUGUGUCAGUGCCUCAAAGGAAAAUACAACAAGCUGACAGCAUUCCAGACAAUGUUGAAAUCAUCAGAGUCGGGUGUGAUCAACAAGGUGUUUCCAUGGAUAUUAAAGAAGAGAUGGCAACAGAAUCAUUAAUAGAGGACCCCACUACAGAGCAGAGCACUAUAGGCAUUAAAAUUGAGCACACGGAUGACCAACCCCAGAUGAGAGUAAAACAAGAAGAAGAAGAAGAAGAAGAAGUGGAAAGACUGAAGGCUCUUCUUGCUGAAAAAGAACAAGAAAAUGACCUGCUAAGGGAGAAAAUACGAGCUUUUCAGGCAACUUACCCAUUAACACCAGAGAUCAUAAAUAACAGCAGUGUCCCUAACUACUUCAGACACUGCACUGGGUUCACUUACGAUGAGUUUAACAAACUGUGCAAAUUUUUCAGAUUACCAUAUAAAAAAACGGUCCCACAAACACACAUCCCGUCAUAUGAUAAACUGAACGGGUACAUCCGCCUUAUGCCUUUACGUCAACAGUUUCUACUUGUGCUUAUAAAACUAAGACAAAACUUCCAUGUUAAAGACCUUGCUUUCAAAUUUCAAAUUGAUAUGCAAAUCAUCAGCACUUUAUUCAGUUCAUGGAUUGACUUCAUGUAUGACAGGCUAGGUAGUGAGCCUGUCUGGUCACACAGGGACAUCAUAGCAAAAAACAUGCCAGACGACUACAAAGCAGAAUUUCCAACAACUUUUGCAAUUCUUGAUUGCGCAGAGAUAAAGAUAGAGAAACCCAGCUCAUUGUUAGUGCAAAAUCAGACUUAUUCAACUUAUAAGCCUACAAACACAUUGAAGUCUUUAAUAGCCUGUGACCCUUGUGGCUCCAUUAUGUUUGCGUCUACACUUUACCCGGGAACCAUUUCUAACCAAGAGCUAUUUAGACAGAGCAAAAUCAAAGAUUUACUGGAAGAUCUGCAUCAGCGUGGCUACCUUAAGGAUGGUGAUGGGCUUAUGGUGGAUAAAGGGUUUCUGAUUGAGAAUAAUGUGAAGGAGCUUGGCUUUAUACUAAACAUUCCUCCAUUAGCAAAUCUUCAAAUGCCAGUCUCGGAUGUUGAGAUGACAAAGAAAAUAGCGGAACACCGAGUGCAUGUAGAAAGAGCAAUAGCCAAAGUCCAAAAAUUUAAAAUAGUAUCUGGUCAGAUCUCUAAUUCUAUGUUAGAAAAUAUAAAUCGGAUAUGGUUUGUGGUGUGCAUGUUGUCUAAUUUUCAACAACACAUCAUUCAGGCAUAGGUUGCACAACAAAAAUAUAUAUUUUAUAGAAUGCUAUAACUGGACAGUUGACGGCACCCAUUUACUUCCUUUAACUUAUGUGGCCAUGAUUUCUGUUUGUUAUUUAAACUAUUUUGCAUUUUGUAUCCCAUCUUUAACAAUCCAAACGUGUAUAUUUUUAUAUUUUCUUGUUAUAUUGUAAAUAUUUUGUGUAAUAAACUGGCUGCCCACAAAUCAGUUCCACUAUUUCCAGAAAAACAAUUGUGAUUUUUCUAACUAGGAUACCAUGCACGCUUAAUAUUAAAUUGAUAAGUUCUCAAGUAAAUAAUCAAGUAUAAAAUAAGAACAGAGAAACAAAAUAAAAUAUGAACGAUAAGUACAAAGUCAACAUGCAUACAGUGCUUUAAUGAGGUACGGUUUGUUUUUUUGAUGAACACUGACAGCUGAAACUUAUACAGGAAUGCAUGGAUCCAAUAACCACACGUCCAAAACUACCUUUUCCCUAAAAUGCAUUAUAUAACAGUCUAUGUGUUGCUGAUAUUUUGCUGAUGGAGUGUAUGUGUGCGUUCAAGUGCAAAACCUGAAGAGAGAAAGGCGUGCUGUCUUUUAUCUGUAUCAAGUUUUAAUCCAUCACUGCUUUACCUGGUAGCUCAAAGCAUUUCACCUAUGCUACUUCUAAUAGUGGCCUGUUUGCUAAGUAGCUCAUAGAUGUCCCUGUCAAUCCUUUCAGUAACUUCAAAUCCUUAUCUGUCACUUCAGACAAAGCCUGCAAUGUACAAAAUUCAUGUCUACUUGUCUCAUAAAUGUCCAGAUAACUGGUACUCCAAAGCCACAGUAAAUUACAUGACUUGUCAUAUUUCAUUAUUUAUAAGGCAUUAAAAACAACCUAUCAUUGCUGUAGUGACAGAAGAUAGAUUUCCAUUUUCUGUUUGCCUUCGCCACCACAAUAUCUGUUACUGGCAGCUGUCUUAUUUUUCUGCUGUGGAGGACUAAGCUGACAUACUACCAAUAUUUCUGGCUUUACAGGGUUGUGGCUAGAAGGGAUACAGCUACAGACAAAAUUUCACUGUUUUCAUCCUGAUCCUACCCCCCAAAUUUAACAUUAAAGGGACACUUCACCCAUUUGCAUUAAGCUUUGUAUAGUUAGAACCCCAGACAUGUUUUUGAAUGGUCAUGCAUCAUUUCCUCAGUUGCCGCUGAGACAGGAGAAAUACAGAUUUCAGUGUUGCACUUCCUUCUUUCAAUGAUGUAAAAAUCAUCAUUUUGCAUCAUUGAAAGAAGGAAGUGCAAUGUCUUUGUUGAGGGAGUGAGACUACAAACACCCCUUUUCUCGGUCAAAUAGGCACCAAAUUCUAAAUGUAUGUUACAUUUCGACUACAAAUAUGACACACUUUCAAUAAAGAUUAAUGUUUCUACGGGUGAAAUGCUCCUUUAAACCCAACAUUACAUGGGAUUUAGGCAGUAGGUGCAUCUUAUCUUAAUAUAUAUCAGUGCCUUUGUUUUGUCUCAAGAUGCACACCAAUGUUGUUUUUCGUAAGGUAUGUUUGAAACUAAAAACUAUAUGAAUGUCCUAAAACAACUAAGGCCUAGUCCUGGAUAGGGCUGGGCAAAAAAAUCGAUUUUUCGAUUAAUCGUUUUUUAAAACGUGGUCGAUUCAGAAUCGAUUCUCAAAGAGCAGAAUCGAUUUUUUUCUUUCAUAUUUAUUUCUGCAGACAUUGAACGAAAGAUUAACAUUAAUCGAAUUACUAGUCUUCUUCACUAGAUGUCACCCUCUUUUUUGUCUAGCGCAUGUUACCAAGGAGCAAGAGGCAAGCCUGUCAUUCAUUAAUUCAGUGCUUAAAAUGGCGGUUUCAGGUGCUUCAUCGAUUUUAUUAAUUACCUACUUGUAACCUGCUGUUCACUGUUCUUUUUAUUAAUAUAGUAUUUGAAUUAAAUCUAUAUUCAUUUAAUAGAGUAUAAAUAGAGUUGAAUAGAGUAUAAAAACCGGUCCGAGAACCAGAAUCGGAAAUUGAAUCGAGAAUCGAAAUCGAAUCGAUUUGGUAGCUUGUGAAUCGAAAUCGAAUCGAUCUGGAAAAUCUGAAUCGAUACCCAGCCCUAGUCCUGGAUUAAUCUAAACCCUGUAUGAGAAACUACCCCUUUGUUAAUUUAGUACAAAUUUAGUGUGUGAAAAUAGUUUAUUUACUAAGUGUACCUAAAGUGUAUUUUAGUGUCUGGGUUCCUUAAAAUUAUUGGAGCAAACAAUAAUGAAUUAUUUCUGGCCAUGUGUACCCAGUAUUUCUUUUCACAUAAAUGAAUAGUGUAUAAGUUAAUAUAUGUGUACAAUGAAACUUUUGCAUUAUAGUGCAAACACACCACUAGGUGUCAGUAUAAUACAACUAAAACUUUUAAAACCAAUACAUGCAACAAAAAGUACUUUAUAUACUGUAUGUGUACAUGAAUGAUAUGAAUAAAAUGUUAUUCAUUUAAAUGUAUAUAUAAAUGACAUGUAUAAUUAUAUCAAAAGAAAUGAGAUAAAAAUA
Molecule: messenger RNA, 4216 nt
Organism: Paramisgurnus dabryanus
Lineage: Eukaryota; Metazoa; Chordata; Actinopteri; Cypriniformes; Cobitidae
Source: RefSeq, a predicted model, not a curated record